GGGUGGUUCUGUUUCGUUGGGCCUUUGAGCAGUUCAACAACAGCUAGCUAGCUCGCUUUCAGUAGGAGCCAAUUGAAGUAAUCUGAGCACGGCUUAAUCACCUAAUCACAUCCAUUCCCCCCUUGGCUGCGCUGUGCUUGCUGCGUGCUACGCAUGGUAUCCUUAUCCUUGCUCCUUCUCCCCACCGUUGGUACGACGUGCUACUCUACUCUGUAUGCAUAUGCAUACAAAUACUUGGUCAUUCUGCCAUCUGCCAUGUGCCACGUGCCAUGUUGAACAAUACCACACACUGGACACUGGAAAACCCUGGCGCGGCUUUUCAGUGGGAAAGGGUCGGGACGGCGCUGCGAGAUACCCAAGUCCAUGUGGGCGCCGUCAACUGUCUGAAACACCGCGAGCUCUGCUCGUCAUUGCACGUGCCGAGCUACCCCACCCUCAUGGCCAUCAACUCUCCGGGCGAGCCGGGGGGAACAGCUGAUGAUCCCGCCAAGAAAGUGCUGAAGAAGGGGACCCACUCGUUCGAAGCCGUGAUGGACUUAAUCAAAGGAGAGUUUGCGGGCGUGCUGGAAAAUGUUACGGUGCCCGAUGCUGCUGCGGUUGAGGUCGUUAAUGUUAAGGUUAAAGGUCGAGAGAAAGACCGGCGAGUGCGUGGGCAGAGGAGGGCUAGCGAGGAGAGAGGGGCGGGGGCGCCAUGUAUCCUCCGUAUUGAGGAUGCUGCCGUCAGCGUCCGGUUCGUCCUGAGGAAUGAGGUCUUCACGCAAGGGACGUCACUGGACGAGGAGCGAAUGGGCGCCCUUCUGUCGUUCUUGGAGCUUCUGGCCACCACCUUCCCCGGGAAGAUGAACCGGGUCAGCUUCCGCAGCCUGGCCACCGACCUUCGGCGAGAUCCUAGUCUCAAUGACAUCGCCAGGUGGGAUAAGCGAAUAGGAAACUUCCACAUCGGCUCUUUUGCCCCGGGCAAGCGUGACAACUGGCCGGCGGCAAACAUCGAAAGGGGCACAGAACCGGAAGUUUCCCACUACACUUCCGGCCUUUGGUCUCUCUUUCACCUGUUGAGCGUAUCGGAGGCACCUAUGAAACAAAAUCCCUACGCGGUCAUGGAGGGCAUUGCGUCCUUCGUUGACAACUUUUUCAGGUGUGAGGUUUGCCGAUCCCACUUCAUGGAGAUGUACAGCACGUGCGACAACGGGCGAUGCGACAUCCCCAAGCCAGCCAACGUUCGAGGGCAGCACACCUCGCAAGGAGAACCGGCGCUGGCCCUGUGGGUAUGGCGGGCGCACAACACUGUUAACGGUCGUCUGGCGCUCGAAGGGGACGAAGAAGUUGGACCAUACGACAGGGGCUUGUGGCCAAGCGCUAAGGCUUGCAAGCAGUGUUGGAGCGGCUUCCCCCAAGGGAAAGACAAGCCCUCUUGGAGCGAGACGGAGGUGCUAAAGCUGCUCAAGAGGACUUUCUCGUGCCCCGAGAUAGCCGGGGAGGGACCGGAUGCCUCCGGCCGCGGUUGGGCGGUGAACGGCGUCAUGCUGUGCGCGGUGGUGGCUGUGGUCAUGUGGGCGCGAAGAUGGACGGAGUUGAGGGGGGUCGGGUUAAGUAAGAAACGAGGGGACUCUGCACCCGACGUGUGA
Molecule: messenger RNA, 1625 nt
Organism: Ectocarpus siliculosus
Lineage: Eukaryota; Phaeophyceae; Ectocarpales; Ectocarpaceae
Source: the annotation of a GenBank genome assembly